Tricharina praecox is the source of this 1212-nucleotide messenger RNA. Its product is annotated as GATA transcription factor. Bases 306 to 1124 code for a protein of 272 amino acids. Gene Ontology annotation, biological process: positive regulation of transcription by RNA polymerase II; negative regulation of transcription by RNA polymerase II. The record is from RefSeq and is a predicted model, not a curated record. The transcript is spliced from 3 exons. Lineage: Eukaryota; Fungi; Ascomycota; Pezizomycetes; Pezizales; Pyronemataceae. Gene Ontology annotation, molecular function: zinc ion binding; RNA polymerase II cis-regulatory region sequence-specific DNA binding; DNA-binding transcription factor activity, RNA polymerase II-specific.
CCUGCGUCGCUAGACUUUUUUUUUUUUGUACUUUACUCCCCUAACCUUUAUUUGCCUGUGGUCGCUGCUGCCGCUGCCGCUAUCUACCCGUUAUCAACUAUCUUCCCUACCCCCCUCCCCCCCUUAUCUUCCCGCGCACUCGCUCACCACCCCCAAACGAAUCGGACCCUUAUCCGAAUGGAAGGGAGACCGAGAGAGAAGAAAGAGAUUGCGUGCGUUUGUGGUGUAUGCUGUCGUUCCUUCUUUACUGAUGCUGUUGUCUCUGCACUUGUAGGUUGAAUGGCGGAGCCUCUCCAUUUGCUGCAAUGACUUUCGCUACCUCGUCACCCGGGGCCAGCACCGCCGCCGGUCAGGGGACAACACCUCCAAUCUGCCAAAACUGCACAACAUCGACGACACCGUUAUGGCGACGCGACGAAGCGGGCUCGGUCCUCUGCAAUGCAUGCGGGCUCUUCCUCAAGCUCCAUGGCCGCCCUCGACCAAUCUCCCUCAAGACGGACGUGAUCAAGAGCCGAAACCGAGUCAAGAACUCCGGGCAGCCUCAGAAGAAGAAGGCUAGCCUCUUCGACUCGCCGAACUCGCACGGCCCCACCAGUUCGAGCUCGCACCCCACCCCGCGAUCGGAAGCCGGCACUCCUCCACCUGGUCAUCACCAUCACCAUCACCGCUCGGUGUCACCUCAGUCGUCGCGCUCGGGGACACCGCUGCCCAGUAUUUUCGACCACUCGCUGCUGCACCACACCGGCGCCGACUCGCCGCCCACACUGCCCUCCCUGUCCGCACUGAACCAGCCGUCACCACCGUACCAUGGGCACGACUCGCACACGAUGGAAUCGCUGAUCGCCGUCAACAACAAGUUGAAGACGCGGGUGGCGGAGCUGGAGCUGGUCAAUGAUCUGUUCCGGGGGCGGGUCGGAGAACUCGAGAAUUCCGAAGCCACCACACGGCGAACAGAGGUGGGUCGCAAAGAGGCCGAGGCGCACCUGCGACACGCUCUCGAUGCGGCCACCAGGCGAGGGGACGAGCUGAAGCGCAAGGUCGACGAUAUGGAGCGGGAGAUUGCCGAGCUACGGGGCGAGAGCCCGACGCGGAAGAAGGUGCGCGUGUCGGAUCUGACGGGUUGACAUCCGGCUCGGUCACGGGGGUGAGAGGGUGCAAAGGGUGUUGAGGGAGUGUGGAUCGGAUACAGCGACUUGCUUUCGUUUUCACUUU